Messenger RNA from Cricetulus griseus (Chinese hamster), 1572 nucleotides. The record is from RefSeq and is a predicted model, not a curated record. NCBI's taxonomy places the organism in Eukaryota, Metazoa, Chordata, Mammalia, Rodentia, Cricetidae.
UGCAGUCCUUUGUCCUGGUAUGGUAGAAGCCUACUCCCUGAGAGCACCAAGGAGGCACCAGGCUUUCUCCUGGAGUGUGACAGCUCUGCGCUGGACACCCUGCAGAAGCACCUGGCCAUGUAUAAGAUCCGGCGGAAGGUCACUGUAGAGCCACAUCCAGAGCUCCAUGUGUGGGCUGUGCUACCCUGUGACCCCCAGACCCCUGAGGCUGCACCACUAGAAGAGAGGGUGGAAACUACCACCAUCCUCACCCGUGACCCCAGGACUGUACGUAUGGGGUGGCGGCUUCUCAUUCAGGAUGAUGGCCCAGCCCUGGUACCCAGGGGACAGCUUGGGGACAUCCAAGAUUAUCACAUGCACCGGUACCAGCAAGGCAUCCCUGAAGGGAUCUGUGACCUGCCCCCAGGGAUGGCCCUACCCCUGGAGUCCAACCUGGUCUUCAUGAAUGGCGUGAGCUUCACCAAGGGCUGCUACAUUGGACAGGAGCUGACAGCCCGCACCCACCACACAGGUGUCAUUCGCAAGCGCCUCUUCCCUGUGAGACUUGAAGGCCCCCUGCCUGCCAGUGGCAUCAGUCCUGGCACCUUAGUGAUGGUGACUGCCACAGGACAGGCAGCAGGCAAGUUCAGAGCUGGCCAGGGAUGUGUGGGACUGGUUUUCCUGAGGUCAGAGACAAUCAAAGGUCCUCUCCACAUAAAGACUUCUGAGAGCCAACAGGUGGCUGUGACUGCCUUGGUGCCAGACUGGUGGCCCACAGCUGCCAAGUAGCUGGAUGCGCUGAAGCUUCACUGGCCUUAAAGUUACCAGGUGCCUCUGAGCCUCUGCCCAAGGUCUUCAGCUCUGUGUGUUGCACCCCGUAUGAGCUUCUUCUCUUGGGGCAUCCUGGGACACAGCCAUGUGUUCCAGGCUAUGGAUUGGCUGCUGCUUCUUGCAGAGGGUCUUCCUCUUGUAGGCUGUCCUCUCCCAAGAAGUCUGUGACUGAGAACAGAGUAGCCAGGAUGCUGGGAGAGGGAAGGGUCUGAGCUCCCCUUUGGACCAGAUUCUGAAGAUUUGAUAUAGUCCAUGGGACAAGGCGAGGAUGAGACAUGUGUCCAGCCCAGGCUUCUAACCUUGUUUACCCUUGGAGGAAGGUACUCUGUGUGCCUGCAAAGUUGUUGGGCCAGGAAUGCUGGCUUUGUGUUCUCUUGAAACACAUCUCAGGGUGGGAAUUGUUUGGGUUGUGUGCAGGGUGGGGAGGUUGGAUCCCUUGUACUGGGAUAUGUGGAGUGUGAGCCACAGGGACAGCAUGUCCACUGUCCCAAGGGCUCUUCUCACUCCUCAAAGUGAGCUGCUGUGUUUUCACACUCCCAGGAAGCUCAGGAGGAGUGGCUCCCAGGGCUCAGGCCCAUCUGGGAGGAGCUUCUUCGUGGCUAACUUUUUUGCUGGUUUAGUAUGUCAUUGUAUGCUUUUAGAAGGGAGUGACUUGCUGGUGGGGUGCAUACCUCCCUCUGAACCACUUUUUCUAAUCUUUGUAAUGUGAACUUGGGGUCUUGCCACAAAGCCUAAGGACUAGUAAAGUGUGGUCUGCAAACA